Messenger RNA from Drosophila guanche, 2192 nucleotides. RefSeq names its product lysosomal Pro-X carboxypeptidase. Gene Ontology annotation, biological process: proteolysis. The record is from RefSeq and is a predicted model, not a curated record. The transcript has a single exon. Lineage: Eukaryota; Metazoa; Arthropoda; Insecta; Diptera; Drosophilidae. Gene Ontology annotation, molecular function: dipeptidyl-peptidase activity; serine-type exopeptidase activity. The coding region runs from base 89 to 1513 and encodes 474 amino acids.
AAAAUCCCGGCUUAGAGAUAACGAACCCUAAAUUAUUUUAUUAAACCGUCUCCAGUGCGUAGUUUCACUGUAUUCUGUUACUCCCGAGAUGAUUGGUUCAAUUGGAGCUGCUGCGGCAGCAAUUUGUAUAAUUAUAUGCACUGCUGCUCUCCAAGUGGAAUCAGGCGGGGCUGAGGUCAAGUUCAAGUACGAAAUCAAGGAGUUUCAAGUGCCGCUGGACCAUUUCAGCUUUCUGAGCAAUGCCACCUUCAACAUUCGGUAUCUGUACAACGAUUCCUUUGUGGACAAGAAGAAUGCGCACACACCGAUCUUCUUUUACACUGGCAACGAGGGCGACAUCGAGCUGUUUGCGCAGAAUACGGGCUUCAUGUGGGAGCUGGCCGAGAAACAGAGGGCACUGCUGAUUUUUGCGGAGCAUCGCUAUUAUGGAAAAUCACUGCCAUUCGGUGCCUCAACGUUCAACGCCAGCAUGCCGGAUCACUUGGCCUACUUUACGGUGGAGCAGACGCUGGAAGAUUACGCAAUGUUGAUCACGUUCCUACGCAACGAUCUCCCAUUGCCGGUGGUGGCCUUUGGAGGCUCCUACGGCGGCAUGCUGGCUGCCUGGUUCCGCAUGAAGUAUCCGCACCUUGUUGCCGGAGCAUUAGCUGCGUCGGCACCUAUUCUCCAGUUUCCUGGCAUAACCGACUGUGAUAUAUUCUACAGAAUAGUCACAUCGGUGUUCCAGAAUGCCUACAAUUCCAAUUGUACAACCAACAUUGGCCGUUCUUGGAAGACCUUUGAGACACUGGGUGGAACCGAGGCAGGCAAAAAACAAAUCUCCGAUGCUUUCCACCUGUGCAAUCCCAUCAAGAACGAUGCAGACCUGAAGAAAUUCCUGGACUACAUAGAGGAGGUCUACGGAAAUCUGGCCAUGGUCAACUAUCCGUACAACAGCAGUUUCCUGGCUCCGCUACCGGCCUACCCAGUGCGACAGGUCUGCUUUUAUCUCAAGGACCUACACCAGAACGAUGCAGAUCUGCUGCAUGCCAUGGCCAGUGCCCUGGCUGUCUACACAAACUACACAAAUUCUGCAAAGUGCCUGGACAUCUCUGUCAACUCGAAUGCCGACGAAUCCGGCUGGAAUGUGCAGACCUGCAACCAGAUGGUCAUGCCAUUCUGCUCCAACGGCACCGACACCAUGUUCCGUCCCUCGAACUGGAACUUUAAGGAAUUCUCCGACAAAUGCUACAAGGAUUACCGUCUAACACCCAAGCCAUACGACAUAAUCCUACGUUAUGGUGGCAGGAAUAUUGAGACGGCCACCAAUAUCAUAUUUAGCAAUGGCCUGUUGGACCCAUGGAGUGGAGGCGGUGUUUUGCAGGCCCCCAAUAAUAAGGUGGAUAUUAUUAUUUUGCCAGAGGGCGCCCAUCACUUGGACUUGCGGCACAGCGACCCUGCUGAUCCGCCAUCGGUGCGCGAUGCACGCAAUAAGGAAGCUGCUAUAAUUGCACGAUGGAUUCAAGAGUUCUAGUACUGAAUCGCGGCACUCUUUUAGAGUUUAGCCCUCUUCGAACAAACAAUUCAAAGCCAUUAUAAUCAAACAUUUAAAAAUAUGUAUCUUAAUAUGGAUUUUAUAAAUAAAUAUUACAUUAUUUUAAAAUUCGUUUGUAAUCUCAUUUGCGAACUUUAUGAACUUGAACUCGAUCUGACAUCUGUGUGUGAUGCUUACGAUAAGGAAUCACCUAUCAGGAACUUACAAGAUUACCUUUCAUUCAGAUUUCCUCCUAUAUUGAAUAGGUCGUAUAGGCCCAAUGGAUUUAUUUUAAAAUCAUUUCGAAAUCUUCCUCCCUCCCCAUAGGGAAAAUUCUACAGCAUUGAUUUAUUUUUUUUAUUUUUUUCUUUAAUAAUCAUAAUGCAUAUAAAGGUACAGUUGUUCACAAGAAAGGAAAUCUUAAAAUGCUACAUAAAUUAUAUAAAUUUGAUAACGUUUCAUUUGUAACCAGAUAGAAGCAGCGAAAUACGCAAAUUUAACAUUUUUAAUCAACUUAAUUAAAUACAUAAUAAAUCGCAUAUGUCUAAUAAAUAAAUGUAUGUAUUUUCUCAAUAAUUGCUCAAGCGUUAAAUAAUAAAAAAAAUAUAUGUUUAAUAAACAAGUUGAUACAUAAGUAUAAGGCAAAUAGAAUAAGGUGUUUAUCAAAAAAUAUUAACAA